AUGAACAAUUACAACAAAAAAAUUGAACAACGUCAAGAAUAUCUUCAAACACUUAUAAAAACAUGUCAACAAGCACGUGAAUUAACACAACCAAUUGAUCUUAAUUUAUCAUUAAAUAAUCUUAAUGAUAUUCAAGAUUCAAUGGCACAACUUAAUGUAUCGAUUGAUCAACGUUUAUUAAGACUUGAUCAAGCACUUCGUGAUGAACCAAAUUUAAUUAGUUCAAAUGAUAAAGAAAUUCGUGAAAGAUUAAAUACAGUUGAAGAACUUAAACAUCAAGUUAAAAAUCAUCUAAAUAAACGACGUACUAUACUUGAUGAUAUUCAUCAACUUGAUAAAUUCUUUUGUUACUUUCUUCUUUUUUUUAGUGAUGCUGAUUUUAAAUUAGCACCAUUUUUUCAUGGAUAUGAUCGUAAUCGACUUGAUGAACAUGAUCGUGAACUACACUCUCUUGAACAAAUAUGUCAUGAACAAACAAAUCGUUUAGCUGAAGCACAGAAAUUAGUUGAUAUAUUUCGACCACAUUUACGAAAUAAUGCAAAAGAAUUAUGUGAUAGUCAAUUAAGAAAUUUUCAUCAAACCAUUGAAGAUCUUGAAACUCGUAUUCAUCAACGUCGUAAAGAAUUAGAUGAAAUUCGUCAAAAAUCGAAUAGAUUUAAUUCAAGUCUUAUUCGUUUACAAUCUGAUACAGAUCGACUUUUACAUAUGAUUGAAAAAGCACCAGAUAGUGCAGAAACACUUAUUUCAGAAAUUGAUUCAACAUUUUCAGCUUUACAAUAUCUUGGACAUAUGGCUAGUUCAGUAGAAACUAUUCGAGAUAGUCUUGAUCGAGCAAAAAGAUCUUAUGAAGAAAAUGAAACUAUUCGAAAUCGUAUUGAAAAAAUAUUAAAUAAAAGUUUUAUCAAAGAUGUUGAUUUGGAAACAUCACAUUUAUCUGAAGUGAAUGAUUUAAUAUUAACAUUAACUGAAAGAAAAUGUGAUCAACAAAUAAUUCGUUCAUUAGAACAAAAAACAAGAAGAUAUUUUAUAAGAUCUUCUAAAAAAAUUGAUGAUGAUUUAACAACAAAUUAUGAAUUAUUUGAACAAUCAUUAAAUAAUUAUAAACGUGUAUAUGGAAAUAUAUCGGAUGAUUGA
Rotaria sp. Silwood1 is the source of this 1134-nucleotide messenger RNA. The record is from the annotation of a GenBank genome assembly. NCBI's taxonomy places the organism in Eukaryota, Metazoa, Rotifera, Eurotatoria, Philodinida, Philodinidae.